Molecule: messenger RNA, 1693 nt
Organism: Medicago truncatula (barrel medic)
Lineage: Eukaryota; Viridiplantae; Streptophyta; Magnoliopsida; Fabales; Fabaceae
Product: putative UDP-rhamnose:rhamnosyltransferase 1
Exons: 1
Coding region: 121-1425 (434 amino acids)
Molecular function (GO): UDP-glucosyltransferase activity
Source: RefSeq, a predicted model, not a curated record
CAUAAUCAUCUUAAUCGUAUUAAAAUAUACCCAACCCAAAUGCCAAUUGACUCAUCUCAUGUAUGUAUAUAAACAAAAUUAUGCUACAAACCAUACCUUAAACACCAAUACAAUACCACCAUGGAAGAUAACCCUAAGAAGUUUCACAUUGCUGUUUUUCCAUGGCUUGCUUUUGGUCACAUAAGUCCAUUCUUUGAGCUUUCUAAACUCAUAGCUGAAAAGGGUCACAAAAUAUCAUUCAUUUCCACACCUAGAAACAUCAAACGUCUCCCUAAGCUACCUCCAAAUUUACAACCUUUGGUAAAUUUUGUAGAACUCUCACUACCUCAUAUAGACCAACUACCUGAGCAUGCCGAAGCUACUAUGGACAUUCCAUCACACCUUGUUCCAUAUCUCAAGAAAGCUUUUGAUGGUCUUCAACAACCUUUGAUUGAAUUUUUGGAAAAAUCCAACCCUGAUUGUGUCAUAUAUGACUUUGCACCUUAUUGGUUAUCACCAAUAUUAUCGAAGUUUGGCAUCUUAAGCAUUUUCUUCUCAAUUUUUACUGCAUUUGGCAUGUGUUUUGGAGUGAAAGUCAUGGUUGGAAAGUCAAAUGAUGAGGACAAUAUUAUUUCUGCUGACUACUUAGAACAAAAUGAAUCUGGAGUUACAGAUGUGUUCAGGGUCAAAGAAACUCUUUUUGGUGCUGAUUUUAUUGCUGCAAGAAGUUGCAUGGAGAUUGAAGGUAAAUCUCUAGAAUCAAUUGAAAAUCUAUGCAAGAAAAAAGUGAUUCCAGUUGGAUUAUUGCCACCGUCGCUACAGAUCGGCGAAGAAAAAAAUGAUGAAAAUUGGGAUACAAUCCUUAAAUGGUUGGAUAAACAUGAAAAACGGUCAGUGGUUUAUGUUGCAUUUGGAAGUGAAGUAACAUUAAGUGAUGAAGAAUUCACUGAGAUAGCUAAAGGAUUAGAACUAUCUAGUUUUCCUUAUCUUUGGAUUCUGAAGAACCAAGUUAAAGAUGAUUGGCUUGUUGAGAAUCAAUCAAAUAAGAAAGGAUUGAUUUGGAGUAAUUGGGCACCACAGUUGAGAAUCUUAUCACAUGAGUCUAUUGGGGGAUUUUUGACUCAUUGUGGUUGGAGUUCAGUGAUAGAGAGUCUUCAAGUUGGAUGUCCACUUAUUAUGUUACCUUUCAAUAGUGAGCAAGAUUUAAAUGCUAUACCUUUGGAAGAAAAAAUGGUGGGGGUAAAGGUUCAAAGAAAUGAUGAGAAAUUCAAUAGGGAUUCAGUGGCUAAGGCAAUGAGAUCAGUGAUGUUGAAGGAUGAAGGAGAGAGUUAUAGAAGUAAAGCAGAAGAGAUGAGCAAGAUAGUUGGAGACAAGGAGCUGCACCAAAAAUAUAUAGAUGACUUUGUUGAUUAUGUGGAGCUACAUAUUCUUACCUCUAAGCAUUAGCACUAAUUAGGUCUUUAUUUCAUCUUGUGUUUUCAUAUUAUCUAUGGUUUAGAGUGAUUUAAUGCAAUAAUCUUCAAAGUCCAUUGGAAUUUCGAUGUUCAUUUGCUAUUUUAUUUUUGCUAUCAUCUAGGAUAGACUCAAAGUAUUAGCACAAAGGUUUUUUUUUUUUUUUUUUUUUUAAGGGUAUUAGCACAAAGGUUGUUUUGUUGUCAUUGAUGUAAUGUCAUCCUCGACAGAUUUUAUAGUAAUUUUUGUGUUGGUCUUUUUA